Messenger RNA from Mucor mucedo, 1612 nucleotides. Its product is annotated as galactokinase. Lineage: Eukaryota; Fungi; Mucoromycota; Mucoromycetes; Mucorales; Mucoraceae. Gene Ontology annotation, molecular function: ATP binding; galactokinase activity. The record is from RefSeq and is a predicted model, not a curated record. The coding region runs from base 28 to 1500 and encodes 490 amino acids. The transcript is spliced from 3 exons. Gene Ontology annotation, biological process: galactose metabolic process; carbohydrate phosphorylation. Gene Ontology annotation, cellular component: cytoplasm; cytosol.
ACUAUUCAUUUACUUAUUAUUUAAAAAAUGGCUUCUCCUGUUCCCUCUUUUGAUUCUCUCGACCAAAUCUACGAUCCCACUGCUCUCGCUAAGCAAGGUGAGCGUUACAACAAACUUAUUGAACAAUUUGAAAACACACAUGGUCGCAAGGCCGAGUUUGUCGUUCGUUCUCCCGGUCGUGUCAACUUGAUCGGUGAGCAUAUCGAUUACUGUGGUUUCGGUGUCCUUCCUAUGGCUAUUGAGCGUGAUGUAAUCAUUGUCGGUGCCACCACUGAAGAUGACACAAAGGUUCGCGUUGCUAACUCCAACAAUGCCAAGUACCCCACCAGAGAAUUCGACUAUGAGGGUAAGGAAAAGGUUGUUACUAUCGAUUCAUCCAUGUUGGAAUGGUCCAACUACUUCAAGUGUGGUUAUAAGGGUAUGCUCGAAAAGUUCCAAUUGGAUAAGCCCAAGGGUCUCUUCUUGCUCGUUGACGGUACUGUUCCCGCUGGUGGUGGACUUUCCUCUUCUGCUGCAUUCGUUUGUGCAUCCGCCCUUGCCGUGGUCACUGCAAAUGAAUUGACCAUUUCAAAGACCGAACUCACUGAAAUUGCCAUUGUUGCUGAACGUAACGUCGGUGUCAACUCUGGUGGUAUGGAUCAAAGUGCUUCUGUCCUCUCUGAAAAGGAUUAUGCUCUCCAUGUUGAAUUUGUCCCCAAGUUGCAUACCUCUCUUGUUCCUUUGCCCAAGACUUCUCCCAAGUUAGCCUUCAUCAUUGCCAACACCUUGGUUACCGCCGAUAAGUUUGUCACUGCUCCUCGUAACUAUAACCUCCGUGUUGUCGAAACCCGCAUGGCGGCUCUCUAUCUCUCCAAGGUUCUUAACUUACCCUCUGUUGAUUCUCUCAAGGAAGUUUAUGAUCUUUACUACAAGGAUUCUACCCUUAACGAAGUUGAAAAGUUCUCUGACCUCCUUUCUAAGGCCAUUGAACAAUUCCCCAGUGACAACACCAAUGGUAACGGUUAUACCCUUCAAGAAGUUUCUGACAUGCUUGAUAUCUCUGUCAACGAGCUCAAUGAAAAGUACAUGACUCGUUUCCCUGUUGAAACUGAUUAUUUCCGUCUUGUUCAACGUACCAAGCAUGUUCUUUCUGAGGCUUCUCGUGUCAUUGAAUUCCAUAAGGCCUGUGAGUCUUCCGACUCUAGCUUAAAGGUUUUAGGUGACCUCAUGAAUGCUUCUCAAGACUCUUGUCGUGAUUUGUUCAUGUGCUCUUGUCCCGAGAUUGAUCAAGUCUGUGAAAUUGCUCGCAAAAACGGUUCUUUCGGUUCAAGACUUAGUGGUGCUGGUUGGGGUGGAAGUACUGUCCAUUUGACCACUGAAGAUAACGUUGCCAACUUGAUCUCUGCUAUCAAGAACGACUUUUAUCGUAAGGUCUAUCCCAACAUCACCGAAGAAGAGUUAGAUGAUGCUAUCAUCUCUACUAAGCCUUGUGGUGGUGCUGCCAGAUUCACUGGUUUCUAAUCAGUGUAGCAUACAUUCAUAAUUUUUCCCCCUCCUCCCCCCUUGUUCAUAUAUCACUUGUUAAAUACACGUUAUUAAUUCAAAAAUAAAUUUUUGUUAUCAUCUAAAAUAC